AUGGAGAACAGCGAACGGGUCACCAGCCCCGAGGGAGCUUCGAGGGUGUCAACACGAGACACAUCUCGUGUGCUCUCGAGAGACUACGCUGAGCAGAAUCUGUCGAGAUCGCCGUCUCAAAAUCAGCCUCGUGCUAAUUACACCGAGUUCAACUUUGGCCCAGCGACACUGCGUCAUCGCAUCAGUAGCCUAGGAACGAGUCAAAAUCUAAGCCCGGGCCCAGCACGAGCUUGGGGAAGAGACUAUGCCGAGUCCAGCAGAAGAUCUGUUGCCAUUGCUGCGCCUUCAGCACGAGGGGAUGUCACUGACACUGCAUCCCGCAAAUUCUCCCUGGCAGGUCCACAACCCGUGGAAACUUUGGCCGCGAACCAACCAUACAUCGAUCCGGGAUAUACACAACUCAACCCUGCUUAUGAUCAGCCAACGAAUGUCCGGCCCGUAUGGGGCUUGGCUAAACCUUUGCCUCGCGUGCUAAGACCUGGUAUGGUUCCAGCAAAGGACGAACUUGAGCAGGAAGUCCAAGAAGAGGAAAGAGAGGUCCAGCAGCCAGCGACCGCAGAUAUUGAGGCUGGCAGAAUCGAACCCUCCCUCAGGCCUGACAAGGUAUCCUCCCAGUUAGACGCUAUCCGACGGGAGAGAGAAAUAUCGUUAUACCGCUCCUACCAAAACCAGUACCAAGAGUCGCCGGCAUUUUCACCCUUUGGCGCCGGUCGAAGAACUUCAGAUGCGCCGACUGAAACACCAUACACCCGGAUUCGACCGGAAGACACGAUUGAGGAAGAAGUCGGCUCUGAGCCACAACAGGCAGAACAAGUCGAGCCGCCAGAACUGUCGUUGCCCGAAGCAGUGGCAAAUGUCAAGCAAGCAAGGGAGGAAGAGGAAUUGAAAGACGUACCCUACCAAGAUGCAGUUCCUUUGGCAGCUUAUCAAGCCGAAGACGAAGAGGUCCACAACCUGCAUACAUAUUGGUCGAUUAUCCGGCUGCGCUUUCGAGAGCCGUUGGCCGAGCUCCUGGCAAUCAUGGUUCAGUACACACUCGGAUUCAGCGCCAACCUGUCAAUGACUGUAUCACGUGGCACAGCUGGGGUCAACGAUACAGGAGCCUGGGCAUGGGGACUUGCGACUAUGUUAGCCAUCUAUAUCGCUGGCGGGAUAUCCGGCGCUCACCUGAACCCAGCAAUAUCACUGAUGCUCUACAUCUAUCGGGGAUUUCCGUUGCGCAAAAUGCCUAUGUAUGUCGCGGCACAGAUGCUCGGUGCUUUCCUUGCAGCUUUGAUUGCCUUCGGCAUCUUUCAACCCGCGUUACCACAUGCGUCAGCGGUAUCAACGGUGGUGUUAUCCAAUUUUCUCACCUUCCCACGCGCUCUUUGGGUCAACAGCAGUACAGCAUUUCUUGCCGAACUCAUGGGUACAGCCAUUUUGACUAUCUCGGUGCUCGCGCUGGGCGAUGACACCAAUGCUCCUCCCGGGGCUGGAAUGAACGCCUUCAUAGUCGGCCUGCUGGUUACCGUCCUUGGUAUGGCAUUCGGUUACAUCACUGGUCUAGCCAUGAAUCCAGCCCGCGACUUCGGUCCCCGCCUUGCCAUGCUCGUCCUCGGCUACGGCACCCCCAAAACCCUCUUCGCAGACGGCUACUGGUUCAAGGUGGCAUGCUUAGGACCCAUUAUCGGUGCGAUUUUGGGAGGUCUUCUUUAUGACGCGGCAAUAUUCGUCGGCGGCGAAAGUCCUGUGAACUAUCCCACGAGACGGAUUCGACGGGCCGCGCGGAAGUGGAGGAAGCGGUGGAAAGCGAGGAUGAACUUCAGACGUACAAAGCAAACAAAACGAUGA
This is a messenger RNA of Fonsecaea multimorphosa CBS 102226, 1830 nucleotides long. RefSeq lists its product as uncharacterized. The record is from RefSeq and is a predicted model, not a curated record. NCBI's taxonomy places the organism in Eukaryota, Fungi, Ascomycota, Eurotiomycetes, Chaetothyriales, Herpotrichiellaceae. Gene Ontology annotation, biological process: glycerol transmembrane transport; water transport. The coding region runs from base 1 to 1830 and encodes 609 amino acids. The transcript is spliced from 4 exons. Gene Ontology annotation, cellular component: plasma membrane. Gene Ontology annotation, molecular function: glycerol channel activity; water channel activity.